Halteromyces radiatus is the source of this 1440-nucleotide messenger RNA. Its product is annotated as iron hydrogenase. Gene Ontology annotation, cellular component: cytosolic [4Fe-4S] assembly targeting complex. The record is from RefSeq and is a predicted model, not a curated record. The annotation marks the transcript as partial. Gene Ontology annotation, molecular function: 4 iron, 4 sulfur cluster binding. Gene Ontology annotation, biological process: iron-sulfur cluster assembly. NCBI's taxonomy places the organism in Eukaryota, Fungi, Mucoromycota, Mucoromycetes, Mucorales, Cunninghamellaceae. The transcript has 4 exons.
UUAAAAAAUAGUGGAUGCGUCACUUCAGCCGAAAGUGUACUUAUUACUAUGCAAUCACAAGAAGAAUUAUAUAAUGUUUUGAAAACCAACCAAGAACAACCUGAUCAACACCGAACCAUUAUCAUCUCCAUCAGUCCUCAAUCAAGAGCCUCACUUGCUGCCAAAUAUCGACUUUCCAUGUUACAGGUGCAUAAAAGACUUGUUACUUUUUUCAAACAACAUUUAGGUGCUCAUCAUGUCUUUGAUAUUGCUUAUGCUCGAGAUUUGUCAUUGGUUGAAACAGCAAAGGAAUUUAUUGAACGAUAUAGACAUUACUUGACUCAAGGUGGUGAUAUUAUCGAACAACAAAUGCAACAACAACAACAACAACAACAACCAGAGGAACAAGGUGGAAGACAAAGACGAAGAAGACAACCUGCAUCUAAUCAACAACAACAACAACAACAAAAAAGUAUUCCCAUGUUAGCUUCUUCAUGUCCUGGUUGGGUUUGCUAUGCUGAAAAAACGCAUGGUGAAGUGUUACCUCAUAUCUCUAUGACCAAGUCUCCACAACAAAUGAUGGGUUCUCUAGUAAAAGAUUAUUUAGCUACAAAGACAAAUACAAGGCCUGAUCGCAUUUAUCAUGUUUCUAUUAUGCCAUGCUAUGACAAAAAAUUGGAAGCUAGUCGUCCUGAUUUCUUUUUAGAAAACUUUAACACUAGAGAAGUGGAUUGUGUAUUGACUACUGGAGAAGUGGACAAGAUGUUUAUGGAACAACAUAUCAAUUUUACUCAACUGCCAGAAUCUCCUAUUGAUGAUAUAUUCAACAAAGUAGGUGUAGAUCCAAUGACUCAAAUGGAGACAGCAUACGGUGCAUCAGGUUCAUCCUCAGGUGGUGCCUUGGAAUAUAUUUUAGCUAGUGCAGCAAAAGAACUAUUCCAAUUGAAUGAUGUUCCUUUGGAUCAACUUUCUUACACAAAUGGACAACAACAAGAAAUUAUUGGUGGUCGAGUAGUGAUCAAGAUGGGCAAGAAUGCUGAUGUCAAGGAAUAUAUGUUACAAGAUGAUGAUGGACGAGUUCUACUUCGUUUUGCUACAGCUUAUGGAUUUCGAAAUAUUCAAAAUAUUGUGCGAAAAAUCAAGACUGGCAAAUGCACAUAUCAUUAUGUGGAAGUGAUGGCUUGUCCUGGUGGAUGUGCAAAUGGUGGUGGUCAAUUACCAGCUCAAGAACAUAAUACUGAUAUGGAACAAGUAAUUCCUGUCAAGGAUUGGGUUCAGCAUGUUGAACAAAUUUAUCGUUCUAUUCCUGGUCUAUCUCCUGAAGCCAAUGAAUCAAUCAAAGCUGUUUACAAUGAAUGGAUUGGAAAUGCUUCCAGCCCAGAACAUGUAUCCAAAUUACUUCGAACUCAAUACCAUGCUGUUACUCAAAGUUUGGCUAAUCCGCUUGCUACCAAAUGGUGA